CAUCUCCAACUGAUCCAACAAAGGAUGGAGAUUUCACAUUACAGUGUUCUCUGGUCAGAGACAGCAGGUUGGGUCCUUGUCCAGAGAAGAGCCUCCUCUGGGUGGAUGAGACAGGAAGUGAGCUGCUUGGUGAAGGUGUUGGGUUCAAGUCUGGAGGACAGACUGGCUGUGAUUCUUAUCUCACUGUGAAGCUUCAGAUCAGCAGCAACAGAAGAUACACCUGCCAGUUUGUUGAGGGAAACACAGUGAAGAUAGAAGCUCACUACACACCUGUGUUUAAAGUUAUCAGGGGAGAAGGAGUCCAUAUCUACCACAGAGCUGGAGAUGAUGCUGUUCUGUCCUGUAAAAGACCUUCAUCAUCUCUCUCAUGCUCCACUGUUGACUGGUUUUAUACGAGAGCUGAAAACAUGGAGCGUCAACAUGAAGUUCAUGGAGGAAAAGUUCAGAGUUCAGCUCGAGCUGCCAGGCUGAGGUUGGACAAUAAAUGCUCUCUGAUCAUCAACAACAUCACUGCUGAGGAUGCUGGACGUUACACCUGUCAGCUUUGGGAUGGAGGACGCUUUGACACAGAUGUGUAUUUAAACAUGAUGAGCAGAGUUCCUGCCAACAGAACCAUCAUCAUCCUUGGAGCAGUGAUCUGUGUUCUCCUGCUGCUGGUGGUUCUUGCUGCUGUUUUUAUCAAACUCAGGAAAACCAGAGUUAAAAAGGAUCACAGCACCACAACAGAAGAUCAAGAUUCAGCCCAUGAGAGUCAUCAUCAUGAUGAGGUGUAUUCCAUUGUGACCUAUGCCACUGUUGACCAUUUUAAGGACAUAAUGUCUAAUAAGAUAAAGGAUGAGGUGUAUUCCAUUGUGACCUAUGCCACUGUUGACCAUUUUAAGGACAGAAUGUCUAAUAAGAUAAAGGAUGAGGUGUAUUCCAUUGUGACCUAUGCCACUGUUGACCAUUUUAAGGACAUAAUGUCUAAUAAGAUAAAGGAUGAGGUGUAUUCCAUUGUGACCUAUGCCACUGUUGACCAUUUUAAGGACAGAAUGUCUAAUAAGAUAAAGGAUGAGGUGUAUUCCAUUGUGACCUAUGCCACUGUUGACCAUUUUAAGGACAGAAUGUCUAAUAAGAUAAAGGAUGAGGUGUAUUCCAUUGUGACCUAUGCCACUGUUGACCAUUUUAAGGACAGAAUGUCUAAUAAGAUAAAGGAUGAGGUGUAUUCCAUUGUGACCUAUGCCACUGUUGACCAUUUUAAGGACAGAAUGUCUAAUAAGAUAAAGGAUGAGGUGUAUUCCAUUGUGACCUAUGCCACUGUUGACCAUUUUAAGGACAGAAUGUCUAAUAAGAUAAAGGAUGAGGUGUAUUCCAAUGUGACCUAUGCCACUGUUGACCAUUUUAAGGACAGAAUGUCUAAUAAGAUAAAGGUCAAACAGGACAAAGACUCUGUGACUUAUUCUGCUGUCAGGACUAAAAAUAAGAUGUAGGUGAACAUCGACCCCAGCAGUCUCUGCAGCAGCAUCGCUAAGACAAAAUGAACCACAUAAGGAAAUAAAACAUCUCUUCACACCUUAUUGAACCAUUUUCCAGGAAGUGGACCUUUGGGUUUAAGUGUCAGUGAUACUAACACAUUCAUUUAUAGCUGGUGCUGCACAGUUUGCUGUUGCAUUUAAUGAGUGUAAAUACAAUCUGAGCAGAAAUAUACAGUUAGUGAGUUAUAUGAUAGAGCUUUGUUAUAUUUGUGGACUGUAAAUAGUGAAACAAAGAGGUGCAACAUCAAUAUUCAGUAACUGGUUAAUUUAUGAACAGAACUAAAAUAAUCCAAAGUAUUUUAUAUUUUAUUGUACAUAAACUCAUCAUCAUUAUGUAAAAUACAACUUUCUGCCAGCAAAGUAGAAACUAACUAAUAUCAUCUGAUCUUUAGAGGUGUGCGAUACCGGGAG
Fundulus heteroclitus (mummichog) is the source of this 1925-nucleotide messenger RNA. RefSeq lists its product as uncharacterized. The coding region runs from base 408 to 1469 and encodes 353 amino acids. The record is from RefSeq and is a predicted model, not a curated record. The transcript is spliced from 14 exons. Lineage: Eukaryota; Metazoa; Chordata; Actinopteri; Cyprinodontiformes; Fundulidae.